AUGGCAGAUGACAUGCCGUCACAUCCUACACCACCGCACCUCGUCUUCAGCAGCGCAGACUGGCAGGACUCUCGCAUCUCUUCAUCUUCCCAUGGCAACUCGGGUCUGCAUAGAUCAAAGAAGUGCUGUCCCCCUGGCAACUGGCAUCAAAGCACGGAGCUUCAGUCAAAGUUUCGACGCACACUUGAUAUUGAAGAGACACCGAUCAGGAUCUCAUCCUCCCAGUCCGACUGGAGCAAUUCGCCACAGAGAUUGUCAGUCAAAGACACGGCGAAAGGUGAUACACCAUUCAUGACUCUCAAGUUGACAGAUGAUCUUGAUACCAACUACCCUCCGGAGUACUGGCUUCAGUGCCCAAGUCAAGACGAGGCCCUGCUCGGAUGUGGCACCUGGCAGAAUGAUGAACAGCACUCGAGGACAAUUCCUCACAUGCCAUUCGAAGAAGCAAUGCUAUGCGAGCCGUCACGAGCCGCCGGAGGGGGCAAUCGCAGUUCAUACAACGGCGGUCAUGGUCACGGCCAACCGAGACGUUGA
Beauveria bassiana ARSEF 2860 is the source of this 534-nucleotide messenger RNA. RefSeq lists its product as uncharacterized. Lineage: Eukaryota; Fungi; Ascomycota; Sordariomycetes; Hypocreales; Cordycipitaceae. The record is from RefSeq and is a predicted model, not a curated record. The coding region runs from base 1 to 534 and encodes 177 amino acids. The transcript has a single exon.